AUAUACUUUGUAAAUAUGUAAUUUUAAUUAUUUUAUAAAUAUCGAGUUUACUUCGGUAUAAAUGUUUUUAAGUAUGAGAUUAUCUAACCGCAUGUGAUUAUCAUGUAAAAAAUUCAUGAUACCUAAACGCCAAUGCCAUUUGUUGAACGUAAUGGUCUGUCAACAUGGUUGCAUUUUCCAAGUGUUCGAGGAUUACCAGCGAGAAAGCAUUUCAUCCUUGGUCAAGCUCUUCUAGUUAUGUCGCUCUAGAAGUGUUCUCUUCUAUUUUCAGGCGAUCUUUUAAAAUGUAUGGCAGCUUGUACUUGUUCGCCGCAUUUCUCAGACGCAAGAAUUGGGAAUACUUCAAAAAAGAGUUGCUCCCUGAAAUUUUACAAUCCACCACAUUCUUGUCAAUAAAUGGAGGUCUCUUUGUGGCACUCAUCUGCCUUUUCAGGAAAAUUCUUGGGGUCUUAACAUAUCCCACGUCUUGCUUUAUACCCGCAGCCAUUGCAAGCUACUCUGCAAUCCUUGUGGAAAGACCUCAACGGCGUGGCCUCUUGGCAUUAUAUACGUUCAAUAAUGCAAUCGAAGCUGUCUUCAAUGCACUUGUUCAAAAUAACAUCAUCAAAAAAGUACCAUAUGGAGAAGUGUACAUAUUCUGUUGUGCUACUGGGUUAUUGAUGUACUUGUACAGGAAAAACAAGCUGAACAAUGGAUUUUUGAGAAGUAUUGUGAGAUUUCUUCUUAAUGAAAAAGCCAAUGGUGAUUCUAAUGGUCCUUCAAAUAAUCACUUGGUUAUUGACUAUAAAAAUAUUUAUCGCAGAUUGUUAGCACCUUUUAAAGCAUUUUCACUUGGUUAUUUGGUGGAAGUUUUGCCUAGAAUUCUUAAAUCCAUUUCAAUGCCCAGAAAAAUUCCAACGCAUCUUUUGGACAAGAGCAACUUCUAUUUGGGAUUCUUUCUUGGUAGCUUUGUCUCCACAUUCCAACUGAUAGAAUUCCUAAUGACUGUAAUCCGAAGGAAAAGAGAUUCUCUUAAUAGUCUAAUGGCAGGUGCUGCAUCUGGAUUAUCAUUGCUCUUUUACAGAAGUUCAACUAUUAGUUUGUAUUUACUCACGAAAGUUUUAGAGAUUGUAUUGAAAAAUGGUCAGCUUGAAGGAUAUAUUCCUUUCCUGCCCCAUGUCGAUGUCAUUGUCUACACAAUCUCAACAGCCACUAUUUUUCACAUGUGCUUUCUUCAUCCUUUAAGUGUGCGGCCAAGCUAUUGGAAGUUUAUUUGUCAUGUAACUAAUGACAAAGUCAUUCCAGGAUCCAAGAUGCUUCCAAAAAUCUUCAAAACAUAAACUCCUAGUCAGACAUAAUCAUGACAUUUAUUUCAUCUUCGUAUUUACAUAUGCAAUAUAUAUAGAUAAUGUGAUAUCUUAAUUAAAAAGUGUUCAUGACACAAUGAUAA
Xenia sp. Carnegie-2017 is the source of this 1429-nucleotide messenger RNA. RefSeq names its product transmembrane protein 135-like. Bases 165 to 1319 code for a protein of 384 amino acids. Lineage: Eukaryota; Metazoa; Cnidaria; Anthozoa; Malacalcyonacea; Xeniidae. The transcript has 14 exons. The record is from RefSeq and is a predicted model, not a curated record.